Molecule: messenger RNA, 6694 nt
Organism: Vitrella brassicaformis
Lineage: Eukaryota; Vitrellaceae
Source: the annotation of a GenBank genome assembly
UGCAUCUGGCCGGCACUCGAGCUGUUCGCAGCUCCCAAUCCGCCCAUCCAUGGGAUCCAUCCAUCCCCAUCGAUCGCAUCCCACGUAUCACAUCACUCUUGGACGGGCUCGAGUGUGUCGAGCGCCCGCUGCAGGUCGGGGGCCAGGCCGCAGUCCACCUCAGUCGGCUCCUUGGACAGAUCCUCAAACCUCAACCGAUGGCAGUGCAGAAACACACGGGGACACCUGUACGUACACAGAUACACAGACAGACAGACGCACAGCCAGAACACCCAACCAAUCAGCAUAUUGUGUGGACUGACUGACUGGACUUGUGUGCAAUUUCAUUUGGCCGACCGACCGACUGACCAUUGUCUGUCGGUGUUGCCGAGGCCCGUGCCGGCGAGGUACUUGGCGUCGGCAACCAGGGGAUGGCCAGCAUGCUUCAGAUGCACCCUGUCAGAAGCACGUGGCCCUCACAGACACACGCCCACAUGGAUGAGCAGCAUGACAACCAUGGUAUGAUGAUAACUCACCCCACCUGAUUUGGUGUGUCCGUCCAGUGACGAGCUUGACGCGGCACAGUGAGAGCACCUCGCCAGUGUCGGGGUGGCGGUAGCCCCUUUGCCCCUCGAAGAAGGUCAGCGCCGUCUAUAUCAGGCACACACAGGCCACGUCGAGGAACUGUGUGUGGCUCCCUUUGCCCGCUUACCCUUCCAGCGUCGGACACUUCGGUGAAGAGGCUGUUUUGGGGGCCACGGCUGGUGCGGAGCUUCGCGUCAACUGCAGACGGACAGCCACGUGGUGGCACGCGGAAGUUCUGGCACUGUGUGACUACAUUGUGUGUACCUUUGUGUUCUCCGGGCGCGACGUCGCCGUGCACAAGGCACAUGUACUCCUGACCGAAUGAAUGACGAUACGACACGUCGAGUUUGCCAUCAACCGGUGAGUGAGGUGACGCGUUGCAAGGCCUCCCACCCCACUGGCCACUGGCUGGCUGACCUUGUGCACAUAUCUAGCUUCGAACAGCAGCCGGCUGUAGUAGAAACCCUUGUACGUCUUGGCUACGAGAAUCGGACCUGAUAUACACACAGACAGAGACCACCGGGACGAACAUACAUAUUCGUCACACAGCGAGCGGCUCGCCCUGCCCCUUUUUCCCUUCAUUCUCACUCACCGCUGGUGUGUAUGUCGAGUCUGUGUGUAAAGCCGAAUGACACGAGUGGGUCGUUGGACACCUCACUGGGAAAGUGGUCGCGCACCCACUGCUGCAGCAGCAUCGACGAGCCGACACAGCCGGCCUUCGCACCAGGGCCAUCAUCACCACCACCACCAGGGGCGUCGGAUGUGUCGUCGGCUUGGUCGUCAGCUGCCUCAUCCGAUUCGUCCCUCUUCAUCCCUGACCCACCGUGUGAGAGAUUCACGUGUGCACAUACAUUUGGGAAUGCAUGCACACGUGUGUGUGUGUGAGCGUGUGUGACGUGACUGACCUCGUUGGUUGUGGAGGCCGCCCAGUAUGCCAUCUGACGGGGUGUAGGGAUUCACUAUCCACCCUGGCGGCUUGUAGAAGACCUGCACACAGACAUGAUACACACCACACACACACAGAGAGGAAGAAACAGUGAGUCCUUCGGCUCCCUCGUGGAUGGGUGCACACACACAGGCAUACAGAUCACGCACAAAGGCUCUCACCCCCUGGCCACCACCACAUGACACUCAGACAGAGAAGCAUCGGGCAGCAGAGAGAAGAGCGAGUCAUGCAGGCGGUCUCGCUGUGCAAGAUGCAGGCUAGAGGUACUGUACUGGCCACCACUCCCCACCACACGGCUGACUCUCCCCGCCAGCUCAUGCAAGUACUCUGUAUCGAGAACACGCGCACAUCUCAGCGCAUCCACGCACACAUGGAAACACCCCCACUCCAGCUGGAACCGCCGUCGCCACGCAUCCAUAAUCGCGUCGUGUGAUAGGGGGAAUGAUGAGCCACGGAGGAACUUCUGCAGCCGGUGUUGGUGCACCACGGCCUCCGGAUACUCACGCCGAUAAAGCGACGGCUCCUUCCACGGCAGAAGGGCCGAUCGGCUCAGCAGCUCUCCUCUUAGCAAAGACCACACCCCAGUGAACACGACCUCGUCGGCGCACAGUCCGGCCAUCUUGGCGUGUGAUUGCGCGAGGCUCGCCAGGUGGGUCCAUGACAGCAGCAGCGCCUUUUGGUGCGACAUGCGCUCGGACGCUCUCACGAACCGCGCGAAAGAGGUGGAAGGGGCAGCUGAUGGGGUGGUGAGGAGCCGCUCGAUGAACGUGGUAAGCCGGCAGAGGGCAUCCAGGCUCACAGCCGACCUCUCCAGCUCAUCGGCCACCCGCGAUGCAACCGUGUCACCGAUCUCAUGUGCCGUGUUGACGUCGAUCAGUUCAUCAACUGGCUUGCCGCUCGCCAUGGCAGCCCCAGCGACCUCAUCCAGAUCCUUCCAUCCAUAGUGCCGAGCAUUUGCCGACACGUGACGCAGCGCACCCUUCAGCAACGGCUCAUGGUCGAUAGCCGCCCGCCGGCAGCUGCCCACAAGGUUGCUGACGUCUUGCGCUCGGUAAGGCCGGAUAUCACCACUCAGCAGCCUCGACGCUUCCUUGGUUGCUAUCGACUCGAGAGCGGUGCGGCAAGGGACUCGCGAGGUGGAGAGAGCCCAAGCGGCUGCGGCUGCAUCUGAGGACGAGAAGUCAGUCACGUGCUGGUGGAUGUGGAGGGCUGCCGCAGCGAACAGCUGCUGGACUGUGGCGUGUCUGCAGCUGCCUGCGACCGCAAAGGCCCAGAGGAGCUUGGACAGCUGUGGGGGCGAGAUGGAGGAGCGCCGCAGACGGGCCAGAACCUCAUUCGCCGCUCUCUCAUGGAAAGCCGUGAGGGGAUCAGAUGGGUGUGCUGAGCCGGCUGCCUCGCUCCCGCCACCAUCACGAUCACCAGCUGCCGACCGCCCGUCGAUGCUGGCUACGAAAUUGGCCAUGGAGACCAUGAAGACAGUCAGCUCGUGAGGUGACAAGGACUCGAGCCGCUGGCCGAGCUCAUUCGCGAGCUUCUCCACCACAUGGCUGGGACACAUGCGCACCGACGAGAAGGCCCAGAGGAUGUUGGCAACGUGCUGGGCCGAAAAGGAUGACAGAGGGGGAAUGCCGCACUCCUCUGACAGCCCCUUGCUGAUGUGCUCAAAGGCCUCGUAUAGGCGGGGGCUGCGGUGUCCGUGCCGGUGAAGGAUGGCCAGCGACCACAAGGCAUUGGACACACCCUGGGAGCUGCACUCAUGAAGGGUCGACACGAACCGGCCCACAAUGCUCUCGAUGCGGCUGCUGCUGAGCGGGUUGGCUGGCUGCAGGACUUUUUUCUGCGUCAUAGUGGCAACGGCCCACAGCAGGUUGACCGUCUCGAUGGGGAUGAAGCGAUGAAGCUCCCUUGCGACGAUGGGAUCCAUGCGCACCAUAAUGCUGUCAGUCAGCUCGUGCAAUGCUGAACUAUCCGAUGACGGCUCGGUGAACACUGCCAGUGCCCAUGAGAGGUUGCCCACGUCGCGGCUCCGCCACUUGCCCGGCUGGCUGUCGAGGGCCGCACUCAGCAGCUGCAGCACCCUCAUCUCGUGUGGACCACUGACAGAGCUCCCCUUGCCACCUUUCUUGAGCUUGGCCAGCCGAUGGGCCGCUGUGACCAGAUUGAUGCGGUCGAAGUCGGCAGCAUGCCGGUCGAUCAGCCGUGUCAAGGCCUCCAGAGUGUGAGCAUCCCUAAGCCUGUUGUUGAGCAUGAGCUGCAGGGAGCUGAUGGACGCCAGUGUGUCGGGCAUGUCCUCAAGGGGGCGGGGUGGUUCACGAGUCGUGACGGUGGAGGGGUCCCUCUUGUGUGAGUGGAUGUAAGAGAAGAAGCGGCACUGCUGCUGGAAGGACGGCCGGAUGAGAGCUGGCCCGGUUGUUGUGAGGGCAGGGGUCGUUGCCUGGUUGGCAGCACAGCACACAAAGCCACCCUCGCGAGCAACACAAUGGAUAGAUACGGGCAUCCAUGCAUCAAUAAUGAAUGCAGCAGGGGGUGAGAGCACCACACCACACACGCACCCCGCCCCACCCACUCCCUCUUCCCCCCACUCCACUCACCAUCAGAUUCUCCGUCUCGGCCAGUACGCGAGGAGGGUCGCCGCUCAACAAGUCCACCUUCCUCGGCUGCUUCGGCACCGCAGCGCCCCUCCCGCCGUUGGCAUCCCUCAGCGCCGCAUCGAGGAACCUCGUGACCUGUUUGGCGAGGAAGUCGAAGUCGGAUCGGUCCAGCUGCUGGCUGUAUGCGAGCGACCAGACGACCGUCUUGACCAUCUCGAUGUCGUACGUCUUGACAACCAUCUCGCUGUUCUCUCCAAGUGACCGUAGGUGCCGGAGCAACGCAUUGAGGAAGUCGCCAUCCAGCCGACCCGCCUCAGCAAGUGCCCAUGUGACGUGGGAAAGGCCCGUUUUGCUGAAGUCAUAAAGACGGGGGAUGGCCGCUCGUGCGACGGCGUCGAAGAAGGCCGGGUGCGGCACGGUGACCUGCCCCAUCGCCCAAGCCGUGUGGGCCAUGUCCUGUGUCGAGAAGUCUUCUGGCUUGGUGGUGAGGAGGUGGGUGAACCGGUCGGCCAGCCGGACAAACAGCUGCGGGUGACGCUCGGUGGCUCCGUCACGCCCGCCUGCAGAGGCAAAGGAUUUGACCAGAGAUGAGACCACGAUUGUGAGGGCACUGGCAGGGAAGGCAUCUAUCACACGCCCCGCGCCCAACAAAGCCGCAAAGGCAUCACACAGCCGAGCCGACUCGUCUGCCGACGGUGGUGGGGUGGCCCACUCGCUGCUGUUGGUGUUGGUGUUGGUGUUCUUGUCAGUGGCCGUUCUCCAUUUCCGGUAUUCCCAGAAGAGGGAGCCGAUGCCGGCCGACCAGAGCACUGCUGCCGCCUCCCCCGGCUUGAAGUGCUCAGCUGACCCUGCCGCCCGCCGCAUCAGCAACGUCAUGGCCGCCCCCCACUCUGGCCGUGCAACCUCUGCCGGCAAAUCGACGUCAGUCAGCUCCCACUCGCUCGCACGCCGUCUGUCGGGGACAGUAGCAGUCUCUUCGCCGAGUGUGGCUGCUGUGGCUGCUGUGGCCGGGUGGGGGGUCAUGUUGAGGGCCAGUGCCUUGGCCGAUGGGUCCUCCAGCCGCUGCUUCACUUCCCGUGUCUGUAUCUGCAUACCUUCCACAGUGACGGUCGCGAACGCCCACAUCGUGUUGGAAAUCCCCUGCGGAUGGAACUGCUCCACGCGGCCCUCACGCAGGAUCUCUCGCGCCACCUCGCGAAACAGACGGACGUGCGGCGCGCCGUCGAGGCCCAGAGUUGCGUAAGACCACACGAGGUUCGACAGGCCUUGGACAGGAAAGCUCUUAAGCUUGCGGGGGGCUCGCUCAGCGAUGGCCAGCAGCAUCUCUCGGAUGGCGAUAGCCAGGCUGGGGUACUUGUCCUCGAGCAUCUCCCUGUCGAAGCCGAGGGUGGCGAGCGACCAUGCCGUGUUGGUCAUGACCUGGUUGACGGCCGAGUGGUGCACUCUGCCGCCCUGCAGGUCCUUCUGGAUGCGCCGCAGCACCGUCACGAACAGCGAGGCCUUCUCGAGAAUCAGCUGAUGGACGGGCGUGGGCGACUCGCCGCCCGUCGAGCGACGGUACUCCCGCACCAGACUCUGGUGCUUGCCUUGCUUGUAGAACUGCGCGCGAGCCUGCUUGCCCCCACUGAACUUGGCUAGCCGAUGGACGCCCGUCACCAAAUUCACCUGACACCCCCCCCCCCCCAACACACACAUCCAACCAUGGAGGCCCUCGUUUUCUGUGUGAGUAUCUAUCUGGUUCUCUUACUGUGUCCAUGUUCCGUCCCUCAUCCUCAAGCAGCUUCACGACCUCCUCUGGCGUCUGUGUGGCCCCGAGCAUCUUAUUGAGCUCCACAUUCCGAUGGAAACCGUCCUGGUCGCUCCUGCGAGACCCCUGUGUCCGCCUCAACUGUCCCUCUCCGGACGCAGCCGCAACCUCCCGGCUGUCACCUUGUGUUGCGGCCGAUUCCGAGCUGAACGGCCGUCGUGCAGUCACGCGGGAGAGAGGCCAGGCCGGCUGCCGCAUGCCGCAGGGUACCCCACCCCACCCGACAACAAAGUCCAAGGCAGAGGCGCACAUCACACAGAUGGAAUGAACGCAUCAGGACAGGCACAGCAUGGCAUGGCAUGGCACGCAUCGUGUGCAAGAAGCCACAGCACCCAUAGGCAUCAGCCAUGCACCCCAAUCUGAUCUGAUUUGAUCUUCCCCCCGUCUGCCUUCCCACUAACUUACCCUUUGGUGCUGAUUCUCCUUCAGAAGCCGCGGCGGAUCCGCAUCGGCUGCAGUACGAGUCAUGGAAAACCACCGCCUCGACCGCCAUGAAGGGUAAGGGAUAAGAGGAGGCUCAACUGCUCCUCUGCUGCUCACAGGCAAGCCCCGUCUUCCGCACAGAGACCUCUCGUCAUCAGCAGAUCUGCGUGGGCAGGGCGGCCUCGCGGGCUGCAGAGAGGGACCGUCGCACGGCCUUGCUGCUGUGGCCCUCCUCGCAGGGAGCCGCAGAUGUCGCUCCAGAAGACCCAUUGUGGAUGAUUGAAAGAGGUCGUUUGUGGAUGGCGAUCGGCUUGCUGCGUGCCCUGGUGCCUAUCCAUAUAGCGAAACGGCGCUAGAUCUUCC